AUGCAGUGCGUGUCCCAACAUAAUAUCAGAAACCUUUGGUGUGAGGCUCAUUGUAAACUUGUACAGCCAUAUGCAGGAGCUAAAGAGCAGGUGCAUGUUGCUGCUGUGGAUGCCAUACGUUGCAUUAUGGGCUCUGGUGGAGACUCAUCUAAAGAAGGCACCACAGGAAAUGUAGAAGAGGAAGAAGAGGACUUUGAGUCAUUGUCAGGCUCUGUUUCAACUGCUGUGGGAGGAGUGAGUGCAAGUGGGGGAGCGGGCACAGAGGCCCCAGGUGCUACAGUUACCACUGACUUCGUAAAUGGCAAUAAUCCAAGUGAGAAAGGAAAUGUGGAGAAUCAGGAAGAGGCUGACCAGGAAUCUUUGGAAAAUUCAGAAGAGAGGGAGCAAAACAUUUUAUUAGAUACCAUCUGCAAAACAGUUCGAUGGUUGGCUGCAAAGCUUGGACCAACAGUGACUUCACGCUAUGUAGCUCGGAAUCUACUGCGGCUGCUUACCAACUGCUACAUUGGGUCUAAAAACCACCAAUUUGUAAUGCCACCACAUGUGGAAUACAGAACAGAGAGCGUUGCAAUGGGCAGUGUGUACGAGAGGAAACCUGUAGUAGGCGACCAGACGGCAGGACCAGUCCUGGAUUGUCUUAUCUACAUUGCACAACUAUAUGGAGAGCCUGUGCUCACUUAUCAGUACUUGCCUUAUAUAGGAUAUCUGGUAUCUCCUCCGUCUUCGCAGCGUCUAAACACACGCAAGGAAGCCAGUUUGCUUGGUGCUGUUGCACUUACACAGAAAAUCAUUGUGUUUCUAUCUGAUACAACUUUAAUGGAUAUGCUGAUGAAAAUUAACCAAGAUGUUCUCCUGCCACUGCUGGACUUGCUGACAACUCCAAAAAUGGGAUUUCCCAGUGGGGUGCAGGCUCGUACUGCUGUGUGUCUCAAAACACUCAGCCUAAUGGCUCUCAUUUGUCUUCGCAUUGGGAGAGAGAUGGUCCAACAACACAUGGCUGACACACUGCAGAGGUUUUUUGCAGUUUUCUCACUGCUACAUUUGUUAAAGCCCCAGCUGGACAGUGCUCCUCAGAGAAUGGUUGGAGAGAUGGCUGUUGUAGAUGUUUGCAUCUCUGAACAAUCAGUCACAUAUGAACUGGGGGUAUUGGAGGAGCUGCAGACGGUGUUCAAUGCACAAAUGGCCCAUGCAUCCUAUAUACCGUUCUACUGCCUCAUAGGUGACACCGCCAUUCGAAAGCUAGUUCCCAACCAUGAUCUGGUGUGGCAGUUGUCUCAGUCUUACACUCCUCGACAAGACAUCUCUAAUAUGACUUCCUCCAGAGUGGAGCCAGUUAUUCUGUCAUCUAGUUUUGGCAGACAAUUAUCAUCCAGUCCAUUCCCAUGUUCUUCGACUAAUUUCCAUUCCCCAGAAUCUGAGUCAGGCACUUUUGGCAGCCAACUCAUUGGUAGUAAAGACAAGACCGUGAAGUUGUGGCCUCUCUAUAACCAUGGAGACGGCACACAAGAAGUGGAACCCAGACUGACUUACUCCGAACAUCGGAAGUCUGUGUUUUAUGUUGGGCAGCUGGACUGUUCUCAGGAGGUAGUGAGCUGUGAUGGGACGAUACACCUUUGGGAUCAAUUCACAGGAAAACUCAUUCGUUCUUAUGAAGCUGUGGAUGGUAAAAACCCAAUUACAUCUGUCACAACUAUGCCAGCACCUCAUUCCAGUGUGGUGCUGGGCAGUGCAGAUUCCAUCCUACGUUUUAUUGAUCCUCGCAAACCAGGGCUACAGCAUGAGUUCCGUUUGGCUUACAAUAAUGUGAGUGCCGGUCUCGUUCGCUACCUGGCUGUUAGUCCAACGGGGCGCACUGUGGCAGCAGGUUUCUCAUCUGGAUUCAUUGUUCUGCUUGAUGCACGCACUGGACUAGUUCUGAAGGGCUGGCCUGCUCACGAAGGCGAUAUUCUUCAAAUGAAGGCAGCAGAAGGUAACCUUAUCAUCAGCUCAUCCACAGACUACACCCUCACUGUAUGGAAGGAUUUGGAAAACAAGCCACUUCGACAGUACAAGUCGCAGUCAGAUCACGUCCAUGCAUUUGACAUUUAUGGAUCCGAAAUUGUUACAGGAACUGUCUCAAAUAAAAUAGGAUUUGUCCCAUACAUACGCAGUGGGUCCUUUUUUUGGAUACAACUGUGGAUAUUUUUGAAUUUUUUUCUCAAGGACAACAUUCGUAUGGACAUGGACCCUCAUCUGACACUCCUGUUUUUCUUCAUCUGCAGCAUAGGAGCAAUUAGUGCAGAGGUGUUUGAACAUGGAUCAAUCUCCACUGUGGCUCCCGUGAUACCAAGUCAAAGCAUCGAGGUGGUCGAAAGAGAAAAUGAAAAUUCCGUAACUGCUGAAGUGCCCUCGAUUACAACUGAACUAAAUGGGCCCAGUGAAAACAUGACUGAGGAAAUGGACGAAGAUGGAUGUUUGUCAAAAAGUCCUGCCUCUCGGAAAAGGAUUGCAGAUGCCAUUGAGAAACUGGGCAUGAAGCUUCUACAGAACUUGGAGACAACACCAGAUCAACCAAAUAUAAUAAUAUCACCUCUAAGCAUUGCACUUGGACUUUCUCAGCUGGCCCUAGGAGCGGUCAAUGAGACGGAGGAACUACUGAUGCAUCACCUCCACAACCAAUCGCUCCCCUGCUACCACCAGUCCCUUCGUCAUGUGUUGGCACAGCUCCGGAAUAUUGACCUACAGCUGGCCACACGCAUCUUCCUACGCAAAGGAUUCGAGCCAAAGCAAGCAUUUAUGGACAAGUCCCAGCAUUUCUAUGGCUCAGAUGCAGCAGUUGUGGAGAGUCUUGAGCAAAUAAAUGAGUGGGUUGACAAAGCCACAAAUGGAAAGAUGAACAACUUUCUCACAGCUUUACCUCCAAACAUGCUUCUUAUGCUAAUCAACGCAAUCCACUUUAAAGGAAAAUGGCAAGCACAGUUCGACCCACAUUUCACUUCCAGGGGUGUCUUCUAUUUGGAUGAAAAUAGCAUGGUUGAUGUUGAAGUUAUGGAAGCUGCCAAACACCCCUUGAGUCUAUAUAUUGAUAAUGAACUUGAGGCACAGGUAGCAAGAUUCCCAUUCCAAAACUCCAUGAGCUUACUUGUGGUAAUGCCUGUGUCUGGUCAUAUCAACAUUUCUGCUCUUACUUCGAAAAUAAACCUCUCCAACAUCUACGAACGCCUACCACGGGAGAAAGCUAUACAAGUGAAGAUCCCCAAAUUCAAACUGGAAUACAGCCAGGAACUCCAGGAUGUCUUCAUAAAACUUGGAUUAGGAGAUGUGUUUAGAAAUCCCAACCUGGCUAAUAUAUCUGAUGGCCCCCUGCUAGUGUCCAGCGUUCUGCACAAGUCCAUUAUAGAAAUAAACGAGGAAGGGGCAGAGGCAGCCGCUGCAACAACUGUGGUCAUCUCACGGGCAUCCAACCCAGUCUUCCACCUGACCCAGCCUUUUUUCAUUGCCCUUGUGAACGAUGCGCAUCAACUUCCAGUCUUCAUGGGUGUGAUCAAUAACCCCAGUCCCGGAGCUCCAAUCAUCCAGAGAGCAGAUCCUGGAGACAAGUUGGGAUAUCCAGUUGACAAGAAUGACCUGGAGGCACCAAUAGCUGAUCUCAGUUCAGAUUCACAACAGCGGGAGGAGGACAAGUCUUUCCUGACUGACUCCAGAUCAGUGGGCGGAGCCGGAUACAGGAAGCUGCUUGGCGGGGUAGUCAAAGAUGAGAGCAGGGUUGGCGCCAGUCGCACUGAACACUGA
This is a messenger RNA of Knipowitschia caucasica, 3771 nucleotides long. The record is from the annotation of a GenBank genome assembly. Lineage: Eukaryota; Metazoa; Chordata; Actinopteri; Gobiiformes; Gobiidae.